GUAUACGUGAAUACAAGGGUUAUCUUAUCGAUAUACUACAAGGUUACGACCCAAUGCUGAGAUUUACUAAGAAAAUUAUGUUUCACAAACGCAAUGUGGAUGUCCAAUGUAUUGUUUCUUUUGGCACCAUACAUCCUCGUGUUGACCGGCCACGGCGCUGAAGAAACGGACUUAUACUAUUAUGGACUGGAAGAAAGCGAGCGCAGUUUGCCGCGCUGCUCGGCGCAGCAGGCAUGCGCGGCCGUGCUGCAGCGCUACUGGCGGCCGCGCGCGCUCGUGCGCCUGUGCCGCUGCGCGCGCCGCACGCGCUGCGACACGCCCGCGCCCGCGCCCGCCGCAAGGCUCAUCGCACUCAACAAUCGCACCCACUUACAGUUUUGUGAACCUGUUACCGACUGGCGAAUGUGCACCUUUAAUGAAAAACCCCUCUCCAUUAUCACAUCUUCCAACCAUAUGAAUCCUGAUGAGCUUGAAGAGCAGCAUCAUAGGAACAUACAGCUAACACCACCCACAAUAACAUUGAAUUGUCGUUGUCACGACCCCAAUUAUUGGAAAUUAAAUAGCAGUUCUGGAGACACACAUAUUUACCAAUGCGCAUCAUUGCCGCUUUGUAACACUAAUGAAUUUUGCGGAAAUGUGAGCUUCCAUCUCUAUGCCUUAUAUCAAUCAUGUGUGUGCCCUAAACAUCAUAUUUGCGUGCAUAAUGGUGGUGUUCCAAAAAUGCAUAUUGAUGAAUUGUUAUACAAUGGAAAUGGGUGGGAAGCUUACUGUCAAAGAGUGGAAAAAGACUACAGUUAUGAAGACUACUGAUAACACUCACUUGCAUUGGUUGAAUAGCCAUGUCUUUGGCGAUAUUGCGGAGUUGUUCUUGAAAACGUUCUGGCCACAAAGUACGGCUGACGAGGCCAUACCGCAGAGCAUCAGAAGCAGAUAGUCUAUGGCCAAACACCAUUAAAUCGCUCAGCUGUAAUCAGAAAAAAUAAUCCUUACAAAAUAAUACCUAGCUUUAGGUUUUAUAACGAAUAUUUACUUUCAGUCCAUUGCAUAAUAAGCCUCAAUACUCCAAUAUUUAUAUAUUUUUUUUAAAUAAGGUAAAUAUAUCAAGCAAAAAACUCUUUAAAAUUUUAGUGUCAUAAAACUUACCAAUGAUUUUGACAUUUGGUUACUUGAAGCAAUAAGUACAGAUAAACCAGGUACAAGUGGACCAUGCCUUGAAUGCUCAGUUGAGAACUUGUUGGCAUCUAGUACAAAACUUGCACUUUCUGAAGCCAAUGUGACAUCACUCAUGGCAAGCAAAGCCAGGCCCAAACUUGAGCAACUUGAACCUACUCCCAUACACAACAGCUUACAAUGUUGAUCCAUUGUCAAUAGUAAAGAUCUGAAAAUAAUAUAUAUAUAUUUUUAAUUAAUAUUUAGGUACAUCGUAUUUUAUACUCUAGAUAAAUUAAAAUUAAUUAAAGUCCUAAUAACUAUUAAAAUGUUAAUAUACUCAAUUUAUAAUCGCUGUCAUUUUCAAUGUUUUGUAUUUUUUAACCUUUACAAAUAUUUUUAAAACACUUUUUACCAUU
This is a messenger RNA of Manduca sexta (tobacco hornworm), 1568 nucleotides long. RefSeq lists its product as uncharacterized. The record is from RefSeq and is a predicted model, not a curated record. The coding region runs from base 94 to 810 and encodes 238 amino acids. Lineage: Eukaryota; Metazoa; Arthropoda; Insecta; Lepidoptera; Sphingidae. The transcript has 3 exons.